CAUAGAGUUGGUGGUUGGGUUGCGAGGUGGCUUUUAUCUAUUUUUCUGGAGCUCUUCCAGGGUUUGAUAUCAUUUGGAGAGGCAGUUUUGAGUGAUGUGGUUUCUUUUACCACAAUUAUAACAAAUGAUAUUACUAUUGUUUGUUGGACAAGGCUAACAAG
Molecule: messenger RNA, 161 nt
Organism: Racocetra persica
Lineage: Eukaryota; Fungi; Glomeromycota; Glomeromycetes; Diversisporales; Gigasporaceae
Source: the annotation of a GenBank genome assembly